UAUCACAUCCCUCCCAAUUCUGAGUUUUUUAGUAUUGCUCGGCCAAUCAUGUUUACCAAAAGCAGCAUCAUCAUCAUCAUCCAUUCCUCUUCUUUUCUUCUUCUAUUGAUCUUGCAUACCUUUUUACUUAAAGUUUCACAAGGUCAGAACACUCUCCUGUUGGGUGAAUCCAUCAAAGAAGGCCAAUCACUCGUUUCUUCAAACAGGAUCUAUGAGCUGGGAUUUUUCAAUUCAACCAAUUCAACCAACAGUUACGUCGGCAUAUGGUAUCACCAGCUCCCUGUAAAAACCAUUAUCUGGGUUGCCAACCGUGAAAAGCCAGUGUCUGAUUCAUCUGGAGUUAUCACCAUUGACACACAAGGAGCCUUGGUGAUCAAUGACUCAAAAGGAACCAUCUUCUCAUCUAACACAAAAGGCAGUAAUCAGACAAUAGCCAAGCUAAUGAACUCUGGCAAUUUUGUUCUAAAGGCUUCGAAAUACAGCCAGGAGUUCUUGUGACAAAGUUUUGAUCAUCCUACUGAUACAUUCCU
Molecule: messenger RNA, 530 nt
Organism: Dioscorea cayenensis subsp. rotundata (Guinea yam)
Lineage: Eukaryota; Viridiplantae; Streptophyta; Magnoliopsida; Dioscoreales; Dioscoreaceae
Product: G-type lectin S-receptor-like serine/threonine-protein kinase At1g11300
Exons: 1
Coding region: 49-498 (149 amino acids)
Source: RefSeq, a predicted model, not a curated record